GCACUUUUUCUUGCAAAUGUUUCUAUAGACCCUGACGUUCCCGAGGCUGAAAUGUCAUCUAAAGUACCUCGCGUGACUCCUGUAGCAAUAAAUAACCUUUCACAACAACCUCAUGUUGAUUUUAUUGGUUCCACUCCGUCGAGUAUUACUCGCGUUUUGACUUAUACUUCUCCACUCGUGCAUUUGUUCUCUUACUUUUUAUCUUUGCACUCAUGGUCAACAAAAAGUCCCUCAGAAUCAUGCUUACUUGUGGCUGCAUGGUGGACUAUUUGCCUUUAUCCCAAGGAGUUAAUAAUUUAUGGUGCUCACAUUGGUUUAAUUUCUUGGAUCUGUUGGAACUGGGUUGAAAGAGGAAAGAGUGAGAGAUUAG
This is a messenger RNA of Dentiscutata heterogama, 370 nucleotides long. NCBI's taxonomy places the organism in Eukaryota, Fungi, Glomeromycota, Glomeromycetes, Diversisporales, Gigasporaceae. The record is from the annotation of a GenBank genome assembly.